Archocentrus centrarchus (flier cichlid) is the source of this 5764-nucleotide messenger RNA. It is a transcript of the gene ezh2, whose product is annotated as enhancer of zeste 2 polycomb repressive complex 2 subunit. NCBI's taxonomy places the organism in Eukaryota, Metazoa, Chordata, Actinopteri, Cichliformes, Cichlidae. The transcript is spliced from 19 exons. Gene Ontology annotation, molecular function: chromatin binding; protein binding; histone H3K27 methyltransferase activity. Gene Ontology annotation, biological process: heterochromatin formation. The record is from RefSeq and is a predicted model, not a curated record. Gene Ontology annotation, cellular component: ESC/E(Z) complex; nucleus. Bases 379 to 2661 code for a protein of 760 amino acids.
CAGCCGUAGUAGGCGGUGAGACGGGCGAGCAGUUUGAACCGAGUCGGUAACAUCGAAUUCAGGGCAACUGUUUACAGGCAGGCUGAAGCGGACGGUGCGAGUGUCAUUCACAGACGCGCGGUUCCUGUGUCCUAACCAGCCUCGGAGCGGAGAAGCCGGUGGAGACUGUUUCGUUUGCCGGCUCUGAGUGCGUGAAGCCGGGUGUCGCGCGAACUCGGUCGCUCCCUCCUCCCUACCUAGCCGCCGAGCUAACAUUACAGCUAGCCGCAACACGGAGCGAGCUAAUCCGUAACACAAAGGACGACUUUGCCCGUGUUGGUCGCUUCGAUCCGGAAUCGCUCUGUUGGAUGAGGCCAGAACCUCUGGUGGAGGUGAAUCAUGGUGCUGACUGGGAAGCGCUCGGAGAAAGGUCCCGCCUGCUGGAAGAGGAGGGUGAAGUCUGAGUACAUGAGGCUUCGACAGCUGAAACGUUUCAGACGGGCCGACGAGGUCAAGAGCAUGUUCAACACCAACCGUCAGAAAAUUAUGGAGCGAACUGACAUUUUGAACCAGGAGUGGAAAACCCGGCGAAUUCAGCCCGUUCACAUCAUGACGUCAGUGAGCUCCUUACGAGGGACCCGGGAGUGCACGGUGGAGAGCGGCUUCUCUGAGUUCCCCCGUCAGGUCAUCCCCCUGAAGACUCUGAACGCCGUGGCCUCUGUCCCGGUUAUGUACUCCUGGUCGCCGCUACAGCAGAACUUCAUGGUGGAGGAUGAGACGGUGCUCCAUAACAUUCCCUACAUGGGAGACGAGAUCCUUGACCAGGAUGGCACUUUCAUCGAAGAGCUCAUCAAGAACUAUGACGGCAAAGUCCACGGAGACAGAGAGUGUGGCUUCAUCAACGACGAGAUCUUCGUUGAGUUGGUCAACGCUCUGUCACAGUACAGCGACAAUGAGGAUGACGAGGAGGAGGAAGAGCAGGACUUCAAGGUGGACAAGAUGGACAUGUGUGAAGGCAAAGACCACCCAGAGGACCCCCGCAAGGACGGGCUGGUUAACAACGAGAGCCGAACCAACAACGACACCAGCAAGAAGUUUCCCUCUGACAAGAUUUUUGAAGCCAUCUCCUCCAUGUUCCCCGACAAGGGCUCCCCCGAGGAGCUCAAAGAGAAGUACAAGGAGUUGACCGAGCAGCAGCUGCCUGGCGCGCUGCCGCCCGAAUGCACGCCGAACAUCGACGGUCCGAAUGCUCGCUCCGUGCAGCGUGAGCAGAGCCUGCACUCCUUCCACACUCUGUUCUGCAGACGCUGCUUCAAAUACGACUGCUUCCUCCACCCGUUUCAUGCGACUCCAAACACGUACAAGCGGAAGAACCUGGAGAACCUGGUGGAUAAAACCCCCUGUGGGGUCGACUGCUACAUGGACCUGGUGCAGGAUGGCGUGGUGAGGGAGUACACAUCAGGCGUGGGAACUGAGCGAGUAAAGACGCCCUCCAAACGCAACGGGGGCCGCCGCCGAGGCCGACUGCCCAACAGCACCAGUAACAGCCGGCCCAGCACCCCCACAGUUUCCUCUGAAACCAAAGACACGGACAGCGACCGCGAGGGCAGCAAAGACGACGAGCGAGACAACGACGAGGACAAGAAGGACGAGACCACCAGCAGCUCGGAGGGAAACUCUCGGUGUCAGACUCCAGUGAAGAUGAAGCUGUCCGGUGAGGCUGAAGCUGUGGAGUGGAGUGGUGCCGAAGCCUCUCUUUUCAGGGUCCUGAUCGGGACAUACUACGACAACUACUGUGCCAUCGCACGGCUCAUAGGCACCAAGACCUGCAGACAGGUUUACGAAUUCAGGGUCAAGGAGUCGGCCAUCAUCGCUCGGGCUCCCGCUGAGGAUGAGGACACACCGCCAAGGAAGAAAAAGAGGAAACACAGACUGUGGGCCACUCACUGCCGCAAGAUCCAGCUGAAGAAAGAUGGCUCGUCCAAUCACGUGUACAACUACCAGCCGUGUGACCACCCCCGGCAGCCCUGCGACUCCUCGUGUCCCUGCGUCACCGCUCAAAACUUCUGUGAGAAGUUCUGCCAGUGCAGCUCAGAGUGUCAGAACCGCUUCCCGGGCUGCCGCUGCAAAGCUCAGUGCAACACCAAGCAGUGCCCCUGCUACCUGGCGGUGAGGGAGUGCGACCCCGACCUCUGCCUGACCUGCGGCGCCGCGGACCACUGGGACAGCAAGAACGUGUCCUGCAAGAACUGCUCCAUCCAGAGAGGUGCCAAGAAGCACCUCCUGCUCGCACCGUCAGAUGUGGCCGGCUGGGGCAUCUUCAUCAAGGAGCCAGUGCAGAAGAACGAGUUCAUUUCUGAGUACUGUGGGGAGAUCAUCUCCCAGGACGAAGCCGACCGCAGAGGGAAAGUCUACGACAAAUACAUGUGCAGCUUCCUGUUCAAUCUCAACAACGACUUUGUUGUUGACGCUACGAGGAAAGGCAACAAGAUCCGCUUCGCCAACCACUCAGUGAACCCGAACUGCUAUGCAAAAGUGAUGAUGGUGAACGGUGACCACAGGAUAGGGAUCUUUGCCAAGAGAGCCAUCCAGACUGGAGAGGAGCUCUUCUUCGACUACAGGUACAGCCAGGCCGACGCUCUGAAGUACGUCGGGAUCGAGCGGGAGAUGGAGAUCGCCUGAUUGGGACUUCCUGUGUUUUUCAGCCACACAAAGGCCUUACACACAAACACACACACACACACACACACACACACACCGUCACGUUCAGGAAACCCAGACGACUCGUCAAAAUGCCACAAAAGCUUCAGGAAAAACAAACUGGGAUAUACGAAGCUGAUUUUUGUUGUUGUUGAAACUUUUCAUAUCUGUUUUUUAUCUUUUCCUUUGACUUGUUGACAAAUCUUCCUCUUUGGAUUCGUAACUCUUCCCUCUGCUGAAGGUGCACCGACAAAAACAUACAAAUUUAUCUUUGAGUAAAAACGUUCUGCAGUGAGAGGAGGAAAAAAUGACUUUGUUUUUAAAAGCUCUCAGUUCAAGUUUCAGGGACCAAAAUCCUCCACCAGCCGCUUUCACCCCAGGACCGGACUCUGUUUGUACUCUGUGUGUGUGUGUGUGUGUGUUUUUAUACUGAACCAGACGCUCUCCUCAGAGUGUCACUUCACUGUCUGUAAAUCAGGAGGUCGUUCACAAAGCAGCGUCACGCUGACACCAGCUCUGACCGUUUAAAGCGAAGGCGAUUAACGAGGGAAGAAAGAAAAGCUGUACAUUAAAGAUGGACAUACCUGCAGUGGUCUCUGCAGGCGUUUUUGUUACUGCUGCAUCAGUUGGUUGAGCAGGAAGUGACCAUGUUUGGAUGAGAGGCUGGACUCCUUAUUUAUGAUACGGUGCACAGACAGAUUUCUGCUAAUUGAUGCUUAGUAGCUUCUCCAAAAUGCUCCUGCAGCACAAACACAGCUGAGCCCUAAAUAACUUGAGUGUUCUUAAAAAGGUAACGGGCUGAAUCAGCUUUAGAGACCAGGCUGUAAAGGUGUUUGAUUCUGCUGUAAAGUCUGACACUGAGUCAGGUAACCCCCCCCCGGUGGUUUUACUGGUCUGAUGUUCGAACCAGGCGUCGAUUUUCAGGACUGAGAGCCGGUCAGUACGUGGCUCAGUGUGAGAAACUUUAUUGCUGGGCGGUAAUCAGCAGGUAUGAGAAACACCUGUGCUGUCUGUGGAUGCUGUUCUGUAAGAGUGAGCUGAUUAGUGUGAGCUCCAUUAUACCCGCCGCACUGGAAGCUUCACAUCACCACAGCGCUGUACCGUUUGUACCCGCUGCAUCAUUCUGAUUAACGGGUGUCGCUAACAUCACAGCUGCAAGCAUAACCGCCCCAUUGACCUUCUCAUCCAGAUGUGGCAGCAGCUAAAAUUGAAGCUUCAAAACAUGGAGCACAGAAUCAGGGUGGCUCUGCCCAUCUUUUAUUUACAGUCUGUGAUUAAAAUCGUCAGUUGUUUAUAAAGCGCACUGUAUUACAAUGGCAGCUGCUGUUGGUGCAACACUAAACAUAACGUGGUGUUAGACACAAAGCGGCUCCAUCGAGGCUGUAGCAAAAAGGAAAUCAUCACAACUGGUUCCCAUCAGGGGCUCCUGUUUGUUUGUCGACACAGAGCUUCAUCAGAAGGCUGUAACACUUGAAGCCUCACACAGUUUAGACUUGUUAACGAUAAAGCUCACAUUUCCUGCGUCUCUGCUGGUUUCAGAUUUCUCAAAGCCCUCUGUAGAUGAUUCGAACUGUAUUUGAAGCUUCAGGUCGUCCUGCAGACUAACUCAGAUUCAGAAAUCGUGAUGUGAAAGCAUCAAACCCGACACGCCGUCAGGUUUAAACGUGCCAGCUGGGUGUGACUCUGCUUUGUGCCUCUGCUUCAGGUGCUAAUGUGGGAAUAAAUCAAUCAAAAUCAAGGCCAGCACACUUUCUUCAGAUGGGACGCUCGGCCACAGCCGCCUGACCAACGUUUAAAGUGUGGGCGGAGUCUCAGUUUCCUGUCGGUGCUUUUUAACACUCGACCAAACUGCACGUCGCCUGCUGACGUUUUCCCAGCAUCCUCAGCAGCUCCUGUUUUGUUUUGACUGUUAAUUAGAAAACGGGUCAUUUUUGUAUUUUAAUUACGCACAUUUAAUCCAAGUUUUCCCAGCAUCCUCAGCAGCGCUUUGCCUCCUCUGAAACAUUUAUAUUAGCCACCUUUUAAUUUUUAAUCGCAGCCAUAACGAAGCGUCAGGCCCUGAAAUCUGCAGCCGAGCUCAGUUUAAAGUUUGAGACCUGAUUUAUUCUGUACUUUAUUAGUUUCAAGGACCCUGCAGAAUAUUUACAGCAUAAAUAUUUUUAUGAAUUAAAGCUGCAGCUGAUUUUCAGUGUUUUUAAUUGAUUUAUGCAGCAGGAAUUUGAUGCACAAACAAUAAAAUAUCAGUUCAUAGAUGAAUUAUUGCAGCUUUCAGUCACACUAUACAUUUCAGCUUUGAAACGAAUGAUUCCCAGCGUUUGAAUCUUCAAGUUAUUUACAUCAAAAUGUAGUAAAAUUUGCGUUGGUGUAGUUAUUUAAAAAAAAAAAAAAAAAAGCUGAAGUUGCUGCCGGGGUUUGAUGGGAAAACUUCCUGUGAAGUUAUUAAACCCCGCCCUUUUCUCGCCUCCCCUGUGCCUUCAGUCCUCCAGUGGAUCAUGGCAUUCCGCAUAGCCUCCGCCUGAUGUCCGAACUCAUCCCAAUAGUUUCCAGAUCAUUCCUCCUCAUAAAAACAAUCUGAAUCUUCUCUCCUGUGAAUUCUGGUGCUCACAAAGACCCCAAAGUCUGACCAACUCAUAGCAAUACCAGCCGCCUCCACCUGUAACUUAUUACAAACAUCAGAGACUGAAGCGGCGUCUGUGGUGGAGGGGACGACUUCAGGGGCUCUGAAACCUGGUGCUUCACUCACAGGAUUCCCACAUCAAUCUGUGCAGGAACCCUCUUAUCCUUUUUUUUUUUUUUUUUUUUUUGCUUUCACUGCUGAUCCAGAUGUUUGCAGCAGCUGCUUUCUAAUCGGUGAACAGAUGUGUGAAUGCUGCUGUGACGGAGGGCCGAGGAACACCUCCGAUUAAGCUGGAAAGAGUCACAGAAAUGAUGCAGGUGGAGGUUUCCUCGGCCCUCCCUGAACUCAAAGCUUCUUCCUGUCAGCAGGACCACGUUUCUCCUCUGAUCUCACAGGUGCUGAUUUUUGUAAUGUUUACAGGGAUUUUUGUUGUUCAAAGUGUUGCAGAUUAAAAUAUUCUGAACUGUU